Messenger RNA from Helianthus annuus (common sunflower), 1041 nucleotides. RefSeq names its product histone acetyltransferase TAP1. Gene Ontology annotation, cellular component: cytoplasm. The record is from RefSeq and is a predicted model, not a curated record. NCBI's taxonomy places the organism in Eukaryota, Viridiplantae, Streptophyta, Magnoliopsida, Asterales, Asteraceae. Gene Ontology annotation, molecular function: N-acetyltransferase activity. The transcript is spliced from 8 exons. Bases 118 to 876 code for a protein of 252 amino acids.
AUUUUACCAUAGGUCAGUAGUCACUUGGGAGAUAUUGUGUAAACAAGAGGCCCCAAAUGGCUCCCUCACCUCCAUGAAUAUUCAACAACAUUAUCUUCUUCACGCAGAUAAUCGGAAAUGCAGACCUCCUCCUCCUCCUCUUCAUCGCCUCCUGCACUAUGCGCCAUCGUUCCUGUAGAUUGCGUCUCAAAUCAGCUACCCUAUCCUUCCAACUUCACUUUACGCUUAUCCACAGGAGGGAGCAGAAAGCUCAAGGUUUCUAGGUUGCACGCCGGAUUUUGGGAAUCCAUUAGGUCCGGGUUAAUAAAGAACAACUCUACACAGGUUAUAGAGCCAACUUCUAGUUCCCAAGAAGAUGAAGAACCUCUUCCAGAAGAAUUUGUACUUGUCGAAAAUACGCUACCAGAUGGAACAAUUGAAGAAAUUAUUUUUUCUUCAGGUGCAGAAGUUGAUGUAUAUGAUCUCCAAGCCUUGUGCGAUAAGGUUGGGUGGCCCAGAAGACCACUAUCAAAGCUAGCUGCUGCACUGAGAAAUAGCUACAUGGUAGCAACGUUGCAUGCCGUAAAGAAACCAGCUGGUCCAGCUGGAGAAGAAUUAACAGAACCCAAUAAUGAAAAGAAGCUCAUUGGUAUGGCUCGUGCCACAUCAGAUCAUGCAUUCAAUGCGACAAUAUGGGACGUCCUUGUAGAUCCUAGCUACCAGGGACAAGGUCUUGGAAAAGCGCUAAUUGAGAAGCUUAUAAGAGCUCUACUUCAGAGGGACAUUGGCAACAUAUCACUAUUUGCAGACAGUAAAGUUGUGGAAUUUUAUAGGAAUCUAGGAUUUGAACCCGACCCAGAGGGCAUCAAGGGUAUGUUUUGGUACCCUAGGUUUUAGCACGCGGAUACAUGAAAUCCUGUAUAUGUAGAAUCUUAGCUCAAAAUGUAUUUUCCCAUGUAAAAUACAUUAAAGUGCUUAAUCUUAUUAUUUACUACCAACUUUUUUUUGUAAAAUUACAUAUUUUUCCUUAUUGAAAGAUAUAUUCCAAUCGAUUAUUGGCAA